UGCCGUGACUACAAUCAGUCCGCAGUACAGUAUGGGGUUAAUUUUGAGACGGGAUCCCCGCGUCGUCGCAGAUGCUUUUAGGUCAUGGCGACGCUGCGAUCUCACUGGUCUCCGAUCCCUACGCUCUCUGAUCCAAUGCCCUCCCUGUAACGCCCUCGCCUUCCUUUUCACUCAAACCCUCCGCUAGUGAGACCGCCGCCGCCGCCGCCGCCGCCGCCACCCCUCCGCUGCUUUCUCCUCCUCUCCUCGUUCGCUCUCCUCCGUCGCCAACACUCCCCCUUUUCCUCCUUUUCACUCAUUUGCGGUGCAGGUGCGUCCGCUGCCACCGCUGCUGUCCCUCCACACUCUCAUCCCUCUCCGUUGCCGGCUGUGCGGUGCUCGUACGUGAUUGAACACAAUGAACUCCAAAAAAGGUGCAGGUAAGGUUUCUUCCACUUCAGCUGUAGGGGGUAAUUCAUCACGAGGUAAAGGUGCUGAAGAUCCUGAUUCUGGAAAAGGCAAUAAUGUGUUGAACAAGGGCAUGCCUGGUUUGGGCUUAGAUUCUCAGGAGAAUGGGUGGGAGGUGUAUGCAAAAAAAUCCAAGAGCAGAACUGGUGGAGCUUCAUCAAAACCUUGGGAGUCUUCAAAUACUUCUUCUAAACCUUUGGGUCAUGUAGAAGGGAUCCCUAGGCAAGGAUGGGGCACAAAUGUAGGAGUUGGCAGAGCCUCUGGGAAUAACUGGGCUCAAGCCAGUGAUUAUCGUAGGCCUGGCGGCAGAGGAAUUGGUAAGCAGCAGAAACCUACUAAGGGCUGGGAGACACAGUACGUGGCCCCACCUGCUGGUCCAGGUGUAGUGCCACCACUGCAACACGGUUGGCAAUGGGCUGCAAGAGGCGGGUCAUCAGGUUCUCAACCGAAAAUCUAUGGACCUGUCUCUCAAAAUCAACUUCAGGAUGGUUCCUUCGGUGGAGAUUUUGACUCUGAUGGUAAUAUUGUAACUAAACAAAAAGAUCAUGACUCUGAUUCUGAUGAUGAUGAUUUGGUGGAUGAUAGUGAUGGUGAUCUCAGUGAUGACUAUGAUUCGGAUGCUAGUCAAAAGAGCCAUGAAACUAGGAAGAAAAACAAAUGGUUCAAUGGUUUCUUUGAGGAGCUGGAUAAACUGACUGUUGAAGAAAUCAAUGAAUCAAAUAGGCAAUGGCAUUGCCCUGCAUGUCAAAAUGCUCCAGGUUCUAUUGACUGGUAUAAAGGACUACAACCUUUAAUGACCCAUGCAAAGACCAAGGGUUCGACAAGGGUAAAACUUCAUCGAGAACUUGCUUUACUUUUAGAAGAGGAGCUUCGUCGAAGGGGAACUACUGUUGUACCUGCUGGUGAAGUAUUUGGUAAAUGGAAGGGUCUGAAGGAGACAACUGACACGGAAAUAAUCUGGCCUCCAAUGGUGGUUAUCAUGAAUACUAUACUUGAACAAGAUGAUAAUGACAAGUGGCUAGGUAUGGGAAACCAAGAGCUACUUGAUUAUUUCAGUACGUAUGCAGCAGUGAAGGCCCGCCAUUCCUAUGGACCUAAUGGGCAUCGAGGAAUGAGUGUUUUGGUUUUUGAAGCUAGUGCAAUGGGCUAUUUGGAAGCUGAGCGGCUGCAUAAGCACUUUGCAGAGCAAGGAACCAGUAGAGGUGCAUGGGAACAUCCUCGGCGAAAUCUAUUCUCUGCUGGUGGUAAACGUCAACUGUAUGGUUACCUAGCACGAAAAGAAGAUCUGGAUACCUUCAACUACCACUGUCAAGGUAAAUCUCAACUUAAAUAUGAAUUGAAAUCAUAUCAGGAAAUGGUUGUAAUCUCAAUGAAACAAAUGAAUUUGGACAAUCAGCAACUAGUUUGGCUGAAGAACGAAUUCGUUAAGAAAGAGAAACUAUCCAAGACUGUUGAAGAAACAUUCGGUAUGUUAACCCAAAAGUUGCGGGAGACCAUGGAAGAAAACAGGAUUGUAAGACUUAGGACCAAGAUCCAACAUCAAGAGAACAAAGAAGAGAUGGAUUACCAAGAACACUUUUUCAAGGAACAAAUGGACAAGAUUCACAGUGCAACUGAAGAGAAAGAGCGAUUGUUUGAGAAGUUGCAGCAGGAGGAGUGUGCAAAGGCAAAGCAUUCUGAUUUAAAUUCUGGAACCACUGAAGAGAAGAAGCUCAGAAAGGAAGAGAUUGCGAGGUUCAUUAACAACCAAGCAAAAGGAGUUGAAGAAUUUGAGGCUGAGAGAGAGAAAUUGAUUAAGGUCCAUGAGGAGAAGAAGGUUGAACUCAGGCGACGAUAUCUGGAGGAGGAAGUUAAGCUGGAGAAGGAGUUUGAUGAUGCUCUUACCAAACUGAUGGAGAAGUAUUCCCCUGCUACCUUCCAGGCUUCGAGAAGCAGUUCUUAGGGGGAAAAAGGGUUGAAGCAGAAUGAUACUGAAGGAAUUUUCAUAAUUUUGACAUGUAGAAACCAAAAGAAAUUCUUUAGCUGUUAACAACUACUGAUCACAUGACUUUAAAACUUGACAAACAGUUCUAAGAAUAGAGGAAGAGAUUUGAUCUGACAA
Messenger RNA from Zingiber officinale, 2548 nucleotides. Its product is annotated as protein SUPPRESSOR OF GENE SILENCING 3 homolog. The transcript has 6 exons. The record is from RefSeq and is a predicted model, not a curated record. NCBI's taxonomy places the organism in Eukaryota, Viridiplantae, Streptophyta, Magnoliopsida, Zingiberales, Zingiberaceae. Gene Ontology annotation, biological process: regulatory ncRNA-mediated gene silencing; defense response to virus. Bases 398 to 2389 code for a protein of 663 amino acids.